GUCUCCAUCAGUCAGCCGCAGAGUGUGGACCUUAAUUUUUGGGGCAAGCGGUGGCCGGUUUUUCAUAUUAUUCUCCAAGUUGUCGUUUGGAUGCAGUCAUUAACAGACUAGCUGUAGUGCGCUCUCCAUUUCUCUUUUCGCUCGGCUCAAAGAAAAAACAUCAAGACAAUUGGAAAUCGAAAAUCAGUGAAAUCUGAUUUGAAUUUUAAUCAGUUUGCCUUUUGUAAUUCCACACAAAACGAAAUGAACAAAUUUCCGUCAAAGGUUUGGCAGGUUACAACCUCAACCUCAAGCAGCACAGUCGUCAACCUAAGGAGAAAAGUGGCGACACAUAAUCGCAAAAAUUCAACAGAAGCAGCAGCAGCGGCAGCAUGUCCACAUUUGCUAGGCACCGACGGUGGGGAGGGAGUAUCCAGCACUAGGGAGUGGCAAAACGCCUUGCCCUACAAUGAAAUACCAGGACCAAAACCCUUGCCCAUCUUGGGGAACACCUGGCGUUUGAUGCCAAUAAUUGGACAAUAUACCAUAUCGGAUGUAGCCAAAAUUUCAUCACUACUCCAUGAACGUUAUGGAAGAAUUGUGCGUUUUAGUGGGCUAAUUGGGCGUCCAGAUCUGUUGUUUAUCUACGAUGCCGAUGAAAUUGAAAAGUGCUAUCGCAGUGAAGGUCCCACACCUUUCCGACCAUCGAUGCCCAGUCUGGUGAAGUACAAGAGUGAGGUGCGCAAGGACUUCUUUGGCGAGCUGGGCGGCGUUGUGGGAGUUCAUGGUGAACCUUGGCGCCAGUUCCGCUCGCGUGUACAGAAACCUGUGCUGCAGCUAUCGACAGUCCGACGGUAUUUACAACCAUUGGAGGUCAUUACCGAGGAUUUCCUUACUCGUUGUGAACAGCUGUUGGAUGAGAAGCAAGAGUUGCCCGAAGAUUUUGACAAUGAAAUACACAAAUGGUCCUUGGAAUGCAUUGGCCGUGUGGCCUUGGACACCCGACUUGGGUGCCUGGAGUCUAACCUACGGCCGGACUCGGAGCCGCAACAAAUCAUCGAUGCUGCCAAAUUUGCAUUACGCAAUGUGGCCACAUUAGAGUUGAAAGCUCCGUUUUGGCGUUACUUCCCAACGCCCAUAUGGACACGCUAUGUGAAGAACAUGGAUUUCUUUGUGGGGGUCUGCAUGAAGUACAUCGAAAGUGCCACGCAGCGUUUGAAAAAUGAAGAUUCUAGCCAACGUGUUGGCGAACCAUCUUUGGUGGAGAAGGUGAUCAUGUCUGAGAAGGAUGAAAAAAUAGCUACAAUAAUGGCUCUCGAUUUGAUUUUAGUUGGCAUAGAUACUAUUUCGAUGGCUGUCUGUUCGAUGCUCUAUCAAUUGGCCACAAGGCCUGUGGAGCAGGAGAAAGUACAUCAAGAACUGAAACGCUUACUGCCAGAUGAAAAAACACCUCUAACCAUUCCUUUGCUAGACCAAAUGCAUUAUCUAAAGGCUUUUAUCAAGGAGGUGUUCCGCAUGUACAGCACUGUGAUUGGCAACGGCCGAACUUUGCAGGAAGACAGCGUGAUAUGUGGUUAUCAAGUUCCCAAGGGUAUUCAAGCUGUCUUCCCCACCAUUGUCACUGGCAACAUGGAAGAGUAUGUCACAGAUGCAGCCACAUUUAAGCCUGAACGCUGGCUGAAGCCACAGCAUGGUGGGGAUCCUGAUCCAGGCAAACUGCAUCCCUUUGCCUCUCUCCCCUAUGGCUAUGGAGCGCGCAUGUGCUUGGGCCGACGAUUUGCUGACCUGGAAAUGCAAAUCCUGCUGGCGAAACUGUUGCGCAACUACAGAUUGGAAUACAAUCACAAGCCCCUGGACUAUGCAGUGACCUUUAUGUAUGCUCCCGAAGGGCCGCUUCGUUUUAAAAUGACUCGCAUUUAAAAUUUUUCUAGUCAAUAAGUAAUCGUUUUUUAGAAAUAUACAUAUUUUGUUUUUAAUCAACAUA
Drosophila willistoni is the source of this 1963-nucleotide messenger RNA. RefSeq names its product probable cytochrome P450 301a1, mitochondrial (gene Cyp301a1). Gene Ontology annotation, molecular function: oxidoreductase activity, acting on paired donors, with incorporation or reduction of molecular oxygen; iron ion binding; heme binding. NCBI's taxonomy places the organism in Eukaryota, Metazoa, Arthropoda, Insecta, Diptera, Drosophilidae. The record is from RefSeq and is a predicted model, not a curated record. The transcript is spliced from 7 exons. The coding region runs from base 244 to 1899 and encodes 551 amino acids.